Molecule: messenger RNA, 1728 nt
Organism: Octopus bimaculoides (California two-spot octopus)
Lineage: Eukaryota; Metazoa; Mollusca; Cephalopoda; Octopoda; Octopodidae
Product: poly(A) RNA polymerase GLD2
Biological process (GO): RNA 3'-end processing
Molecular function (GO): poly(A) RNA polymerase activity
Source: RefSeq, a predicted model, not a curated record
GAUGACGUAGCCACCGUCUAACAUUCACCUCGAGCCACCGAGUCUCUUUAGAAGAAAGUUGUUUGUUUGCGUGUAUGUAUGUUUUUCCUUCUACUUCACAUAUCUUCCACAUUCAGCUGAAGCAACGAGACAGCUAAACUCGAUCAUAUCUGAUGAUGAAGCUGGGUUAAUUUUCAAGGAUAUUCUGUGGAAGCUGGCAGAUGCUUGAAUUUGAAUGUGGCACCGUUUUUCAUUAUGCUGUGAACUUAGUAGUGGAUUAUUGCAAUGUCUAAUUCUAUAAAUGGUAGUUACUGGCUGAAUGUGCAAUCACCAAGAGGAAGUCCUCACCCUACUAGUCAACUGGUGCCCUACACAUCUUACCCUCGACAACACAUACCAAAUCAUAUCACACCUGCCAUGCCUUGGCAGGUGACCAGUCCUCUGAUGCCGUAUGGUGGUCAUCCCACCAGUAUGUACGGCAUGCCUUCUUCCAUUGGUCGACGUGAUGGGUCUGUUGGCAGAAGCACUGGAGGCAACAUGGUUCCCUAUAUGAAAAGGAAUUUAAAUACACCUUCCCCUGGCAAUAAGAGCAUCAAGAGGCAACUUGAGGAUGAACAGCUAAGUGAUCAAAAGCGCCAAAGGCUUGGUGUUGAUAACGAGUUGAAAGGAGUUUAUUUUGGUUCUCCACGUCAAAUGGAAAUAAAUGGAGAUAAGCUUUCCUCUGCUAUAAUAAGUUACUUCAACAAGCACCACCAAGCUGAUGAAGUUUAUCAAAAGAAAAUGAAGUUAAGAGAUGCAUUGUAUGGAAUAUUACAAGGUGUUUUCCCAUACUGUGGCCUGUAUGCUGUUGGUUCGUCCAUGAGUGGGUUUGGGACCAAUAAAAGUGACAUGGAUCUUUGCCUUAUGCUUACUCGUGAACAGAUUGACCAAAAGUGCGAAGCUACAGAAAUAUUGAAACUUGUACAUAAAAGUUUUAGAAAAUGCUCAUUCAUAACAUCCUCACAGGUAAUCAAAGCCAAAGUUCCAAUACUCAAAUUCUGGGAUGAUAUUAGCAAUGUUGACUGUGACUUGAACAUAAACAAUUCUGUUGGCAUUCGAAAUACACAUCUUUUAAAGGCCUAUGCUAGUGGUAUGCAUUCAGUCUAUUCUUCCCUAGUUUUUUUUCUCCUAUACAUUUUGCAUAAAGUAUAUAAGCGGCCCUCAAAAACCUUUGUGAUUAAAGUGGCCUGCAAUCAUGACAUCAAUGAUGCUCGGAAGCAAACCAUAUCAAGUUACUCGUUAGGUCUCAUGGUCAUCCACUAUCUACAAUAUGGUUGUUCUCGACCUGUGUUACCAGUGUUGCAAAAACUCUAUCCCGAUGUGUUCAGCAUCAAAAACGACAUCAGCUCACUACGUCUAGAUGAAGAGCUGCCUUUGUACGAGUCUCAAAAUACCGACAGUUUGGGUGACCUUUACAUUGGAUUCCUCAAAUAUUAUGCUCUUGACUUUGAUUUCAAAAGCUGUGCUAUAUCUGUGCGCACAGGGACCAAAUUACCAGUGGAGGAAGUAAAGUUAAAAGUUGACACACCUCAACAAUGGAAAUACCUUAGUAUUGAAGAACCCUUUGACCUUUCUAACACAGCUCGAGCGGUAUUUGAUGCAGACACUUUCAGUAGGAUUCGCCGAGUUUUUCUAACCAGCUACAGAAGGUUGAGUAAAAAACGAGAAGUAACUGACAUACUUUGCAGGCAAUUUUGACGACAGAACUCU